Diaporthe amygdali is the source of this 1746-nucleotide messenger RNA. Its product is annotated as inner membrane protein yieg. The coding region runs from base 1 to 1746 and encodes 581 amino acids. NCBI's taxonomy places the organism in Eukaryota, Fungi, Ascomycota, Sordariomycetes, Diaporthales, Diaporthaceae. Gene Ontology annotation, cellular component: plasma membrane. Gene Ontology annotation, molecular function: purine nucleobase transmembrane transporter activity. The transcript has 7 exons. The record is from RefSeq and is a predicted model, not a curated record. Gene Ontology annotation, biological process: transmembrane transport.
AUGGAGGACCAACGACAAUAUGUGUACGGGCAGAGUUUCAUGGCGAGGAACUUCGAACGGGUGUUGGACCGCCUCAGGGGCGUCGAGACUUCAGUCAAUACUUCGACGUUCGGCCGUGUCUUUCGACUCGGUGGAUGUGGUCAUCCCCAAGAGAUCCAAGAUGCCAGCUUCUAUACAGAAAUUCGAGCCGGUCUCACGACGUUCGCCACAAUGGCAUAUAUCAUCGCCGUCAAUGCAGAUAUACUGUCGGAAACCGGCGGCACUUGCACGUGUCAGCCACCAUUUGGUCCGAAAGACACUUGCGCCAACGAAGCAGAAUACCAAUCCUGCGCGAACGUGGUCAAGCAGGACCUCAUAACAGCGACAGCGGCAUUAUCUGGACUCGCCAGCAUCCUCUUUGGCUUCUUCACUAAUCUGCCCGUGGCAUUGGCUCCAGGUAUGGGCCUUAACGCCUACUUCGCCUACCAAGUCGUCGGCAUUCGAGGCCAGGGCCCCGUGCCAUACUCGCUAGCCUUGACCGCAGUCUUCGUAGAGGGAUUUAUCUUCAUUAUCCUCGCUCUGACCGGCAUGCGACACUGGCUUGUGAAGAUAAUCCCAGGAACGAUCAAGACUGCAAGUGGCGUAGGAAUUGGAUUAUUCCUCACCAUGGUGGGAAUGUCGUACGCCGAGGGCAUCGGCAUCAUCACUGGAAACCCCAAAACGCCAUUGGCCAUUGCGGGUUGCGAUCCUGCCUAUCUCGACCUCAAGACGGGCGCUUGUAUGAGCCACCUCAUGACUAGCUCAAAGAUGUGGCUCGGAAUCAUGUGCGGUGGGCUCCUGACGGCUUUCUUGAUGGCCUUUCGGGUCAAGUCAGCAAUUAUCAUUGGGGUGGCUCUUGUCUCGAUCCUAUCGUGGCCCCGUAGCACUCCCUUUACCUAUUUCCCGAACACAGUGGAAGGUGACGAACGCUUCGAGUUCUUCAAGAAAGUUGUCAGCUUUCAUCCCAUCACCCACACCCUCAACGCACAGCAGUGGGACCUGUCAGGCAAUUACGGAGCCAGCUUCGCUCUUGCGCUAUUCACGUUCUUGUAUGUGGAUAUCAUCGACUGUACAGCCACGCUGUACUCCAUGGCACGCUUCUGCAACAAGACGCGAAAGGGAGACGGUGACUUCCCAAGGUCGACGGUAGCUUACUGCACUGAUGCUGCGUGUAUCUCCAUUGGGUCUCUUCUCGGCUGCUCGCCAGUCACGGCCUUCAUUGAAAGUGUCAACUGGCGCUAUGUUGGCGAUGCUAUUCCAUCUUUCGUGACCAUAGCUUUCAUUCCCUUCAGCUACAGUGUCGCAUACGGACUGAUCGCUGGCCUUUUCGUAUACACAGCUCUGAAUAGCAUGAUAUGGGCAGUGAUGACCCUCAGCCGCGGCAGUCUCGAGCCAAAAGAUUACCAGUACAAAGAGUACUGGACAUGGAAGCCCGCCGGAGAAAAACCAUGGAUCGUGCGGGUCUUCAGUAAGGGCAAGUUUUGGGAGGACGAGCGGAGACGACAGCACCGGGCAGAGGACGAAGGUGCAAAGCAUCACGACGAAUUUGCCAUGUCUGAGAUCGAUCUCGAUAGCACACGCACUUCGCAUAUCGGCACGUCGUUUGCUGCCUCAGCCCACAGAGCCUCAGCGAUGCCGUCCGAAGGCCACAGAGAGGGGAGCGUGAGAGAAACCCACGAGAUGGACGUUGUCAUCCCACAGCAGGUGGUCAUUGCGUCUCAGAAGUAG